This is a messenger RNA of Plectropomus leopardus (leopard coralgrouper), 383 nucleotides long. Lineage: Eukaryota; Metazoa; Chordata; Actinopteri; Perciformes; Serranidae. The record is from RefSeq and is a predicted model, not a curated record.
GCGAGCAGAACUCUGCGGAGGUGAGCAGAAACAUGAUGACGUACGACCCGCAGGUCAUCCCUCCCGAAAACUCGUCCUUCUUAGAGAGAAACUUCUGCUGCCGAUUCCGCUGCCUUCUCGAUAACUCCUCCGGCUUCCUGGCCCUGAACUUCCGCGGCCGACUCAAGUUCGUCCACGGUCAGAACCGCGUGUCUGAGGACGGGACGCUCGUCCCCCCGCAGCUCGCUCUGUUCUCCAUCGCCACGCCGAUGCAGCCGCCGUCCAUCCUGGAGAUCCGCACCAAGACGCUCAUCUUCCAGACCAAACACAAGCUGGACUUCACUCCCAUGGGCAUCGACACCAGGUGGACGCUCACACACGCACACACACACGCACACACACAC